Messenger RNA from Mizuhopecten yessoensis (Yesso scallop), 3185 nucleotides. RefSeq lists its product as uncharacterized. The coding region runs from base 579 to 2147 and encodes 522 amino acids. The record is from RefSeq and is a predicted model, not a curated record. Gene Ontology annotation, molecular function: zinc ion binding. The transcript has a single exon. NCBI's taxonomy places the organism in Eukaryota, Metazoa, Mollusca, Bivalvia, Pectinida, Pectinidae.
CAACCUUGACCUUCUGCAAAAUCUACCCUUUCAUGAUUUCUGUAGGCCUGUCGGCAACCUCGCUGAACAAGGAAGUAAUAUUUUCUAAACAGACACGUCAGCACAGGUAGAUCACGGGUUCCGGGGGUAGAUCUAUGAAGAUGGCGUGUUCAGUUUGGACUUUGUAACUGACGUUAAACAGAAAUGUCUCCUUGGAACAUUUCGUGUAGUUCUGAGCCAGAAAACAAGUAGUUUAUACCUGGACAAGGAAUCAAAUACUGGGGAUAUGAACAACUACAAUAUGUUCAUGUGUUUACUUGACGUUAUCAUUCUGAGGCUUGGAAAAUCGAAUGGAAACCCUGGAUUUCUCUUCCUAGUAACCCACAUCAGUGAUCAUCAGGUAGCUAUGAUUUAGUGUCUUUACAAUUAUGUUUUAUGAACACAUGUGCCUGGAUUGGAGCUCGGUGUAAAGUCAAGAUUUAGAGACAUAAAAUGAUGUCUAUUUUGUGACUGUAAUUCAAUAUCAGUUAUAUAUAAUAGACCAGUUGUUUGGGUCUAUAUAUAAACUUUCUUGUCUCUUCCACAACUUUUUCAUCAACAUGGCAACACCCAUAGGUCAAAUCCCUCUCCGUACCUGUACUGAACACAAGGGGAGACCACUGGAACUUUUCUGUGAAAAAUGUGAUACACUUGUUUGUCUAAAAUGUCAUUUAUCUACUCACAAAGGCCAUGAUGUUUGUGAACUCAGCGAUAUUACUCCUACAAAGAAACAAGACAUUCAAAACUUUAUUGACAGAACUGAACAGAAUGACCUGGUACAACUUCGGGAAUACAUCACAUCUACUGAUACACUUCUUAGAGACAACAAGAGCAAUUUUGAGGAUCUUUCACACAAGUUGAAAAAGCAAACAGACAAAUUAAAACAAGACCUCGACUUGCUGACAUCACAGACACUCUCUCUUUACCACAAAACGGAGGAGGAUCAUACCAAGCUUAUACAGAAAUACAAACAGGACCUUGAAAUGUAUAACGAGCAACUCGGACAACAAAUUCAGGAAUGCAAAGUAGCACUCCAGCAUGGUUCUCACAUAGAAAUCUACGACACAGGAUGUGAAAUUCAUUCCCAAAUAAGCCUCCCCGUAAAACCUGUCCUGGGUACUGCCAAUUUCACUCCAAACAAAAACCCUCAACAUCACCUAGAACUGGCCUUAGGGAAAAUUGAAGCCUUAGGUCAAGGUCAAGCUUCAACUGACCAGGAUGGGUCAGUCAGGACAUCUGGUGGUCAGAAACUAUCCUCUACAUCACAACACUCAGAAUCAAAAGGAAAGAAGGCAGUGACUAUGUACAAACUACUGUCACAGACCAAAGUGUUGGAGGAGUGGAGGCCUCCUGUCGUUAUUGGUUCUGUAUGCCCCACCACUGAUGGUCAGGUGUGGACCUGUUACAGUGACACAUUAACUCUCCUGGACAGGAAGGGGAAAGUAAUACAGGAGGUCAAACACAAAACUAACAUCAUUGACAUAAGUCUGUCACCAACAACACACACACUGUGGGUCUGUGAUAGAGAAAACAACAUCAUGGAGCUAGUAUCAGGACAGCUAUAUCACAGAUUCAGCACCAAGGAGACACCCAUGUGUAUCUGUGUUACUGCCUGUAACCAUGUCAUUUUAGGGAUGACCAACAACAUCUCCAAAUUUACCCCACAAGGUCAAAUGGUACUCACUACAAGUGUUACAGGGACUGGGAAGCCAUUAGUGUGUACACCACAGAGGAUCUCAGAGUGUCCUGUCACUCACAAUGUCACAGUGGUUGAUAGGAAUAUUAAGGGUGAUGGUGGUGAUGGGACACGACAUGUUAUUGUUAUAGACACUGAUUUCAGGGAACUGUUUGUAUAUAGAGGUGACAUCCCCAGUACAUAUAAACAAUCAUCACAUAAAGGAGCUGAACCAUUUGACCCCCAGAGUGUGGUGUAUGACAGUGUGGGGAACAUUAUCAUAGGGGACUGGGACAACUACAGAGUCCUACUCAUCAGUGGACGUGGUGAGUUCCUCAGGAUCAUACACACAGACACAUACUUUACAUCGGCUGUAGGUGUAAACAGGGAGGAUGUCAUGUGGGCAGUGUUUGGUUACAGCAAUGUUAAACUGCUACAGUACAGCAGUGUGUGACUCCUGUGACAUAACUAGUAGGUAUAGUUACCAUGACAACACAGAACCAGACCAACAAAACUGACCACAAUAAAUAACCAGUCAACAUUCUACCCUGAUUGUACAUCAUCAUAAUCACUGGAGAAAAUAUAUUCAACAUUCUAGUGAUUUUUUUGUAUUAUGAUAAUCAGAGAUAAACCCGUCAAUAAUUUCUAGUGUGAUUAAUAAUUCAUUCUCAUCAAAGUCUGUGUGGGGAACAAUUUCGUUAAAGCAAACUAAAUUUGUUACUAAACCACUGAAAUGAAGUGUAUCUAAGAUCUAAGGUUUAUAGUGUGAGAAUUCCUGUGUUGGCCAACUAGACUAAUGGGGAUUGAAUGUGGGACAGCUGUACAAAUGGUUGCGGGACUGUGGUGCAACUAGACUAAUAAUGACUAAUGACAAUUGGACAAAUGACAGCUUGAAUAUGAGAACUGGACUAAUGGCGACUGGAAUGUGGGACAAACAAUGGUGGCAGGAAUGCGAGGCACCUGGACUAAUGAUUGCUGGAGUAUGAGACAACUGGACUAACGGUGGCUGGGGUAUGAGACAACUGGACUAACGGUGGCUGGGGUAUGAGACAACUGGACUAACGGUGGCGGAAGUAUGAGACAACUGGACUAACGGUGGCUGGAGUAUGAGACAACUGGACUAACGGGGGCUGAAGUAUGAGACAACUGGACUAAUGGUUGCUGGAGUAUGAGACAACUGGACUAACGGUUGCUGGAGUAUGAGACAACUGGACUAAAGGUGGCUGGAGUAUGAGACAACUGGACUAACGGGGGCUGAAGUAUGAGACAACUGGACUAACGGGGGCUGAAGUAUGAGACAACUGGACUAACGGUGGCUGGAGUAUGAGACAACUGGACUUAUGGUGGCAGGAUAAUAUGACAACAAGAUUAUUGAUGGCUAAAUAGUUGGACAAUGGUGGUUAGAUAGAAGAUGGUAUGUACAUUAGAACUGUUAGGAGUAGGGUUUUAUUAUUUUAUCCUAUGUAUCUUUAGGUGUCACUAGAAAAAGAAA